AUGUCAAGCAUCACCUGGAUGCUGGCCGACGCGGCUGAGAUGCCACCUGCUCCCCGCGACGCAUCACGCCCUGUCAGGCAUCAACGCAGGACCCGAGACGGUAGCGGACUCGCUCGAGCUCGAAUAGAGGGGGCAAAGUCGCACUCUCUGGCGGCAGCGGGAGGCAUCGGCGCUCUCCUGAGCCCCCAAGAUACAUGCCUCCUCCUGACGCUCAUCACCCUCCUGGAAAAACCGCCGUGGGUCAAGGUUGGGCGAAGCAUUGAGACGAAGGCUGGUGGCAAGCUUGCCACCAAGCCUUUCGCCGAAUGGAGGAAGGAAGUUGACGAGUUUCGGAAAGCCAAACGUUCUGUCGUGUAUUUCUGCAUCGUCAACCACGACAGCAAGACAGCAAGCACUUCUCGCUACUGGAAAUCGACGAGAGAGUUGGAGAAACCACUAGCUAGCAGCGAGGAGCUGGAGGCAAGUUGGGGACUGUGCAUGGUAAUUUCCGGACGGGAAAGGCAACCUAGGAGCACCUACACCGGGGAACAGACUCACGCCCCCAUGGCAGCCGACCAGUUGCCAUCCGCCGUCACGUGCAUUGACUUAUUCGUGGUCGAGGUCGAGGGCACAGAGUUGGUGUCCCUUAACCAAGACGAGGUGGCAAAGAAGAAGCAAAGACGGUUGGCGGCGGCACUCGAGGGAGCAAGGCUGGUGUACCAUGACGAAUACAAGACAGCAGAAGAGGAGAAACGUCUGUUGGAAUCGAGGCUCGAGGCAGGAGAGUGCGCGUUCCUGGGCGAAGACGAGACAGCAGAGGAGACCAGUCAGCUGGAGGCGACGGCCAGAGAACUAAAGCGGCUAACUCGUCGCGCAUUCAAAAAAGCGCACGAGAAAGUCCUCUUCGAUGCGGAUCAGAUGGCAUCGCCAACCCUCGUGAUCGAAGAGUCAGUGCCCGAGCCACGGCCCAACCAAUCGGUCAGCCUACUCAUAACUCCACGAGGCUGUCGCCGGUGUUACACCGGCCUUACCAUGGCCAAGUAUCAGGCAUGCUGCCGUCAAGCCACGGAGUGCAUCACAUUACCCAGAAAUCACAUUGCCCAGACUGCGUUGCAGCCGUGGCUGCUUGGUGAGGUUCCAUCCGACGACUUCACACGCGUGUCAUCUCUCCAAGAGAGCGUCGCAAGUAAAUUGCACACUGCAAGCCAGUGCCCAGCUCCGAUUACAAUCUUGCACCACUGGCAGGCGACGACAUCACCACCGUGCAUUGUCAGAAACGACUGA
This is a messenger RNA of Lasiosphaeria miniovina, 1263 nucleotides long. RefSeq lists its product as uncharacterized. NCBI's taxonomy places the organism in Eukaryota, Fungi, Ascomycota, Sordariomycetes, Sordariales, Lasiosphaeriaceae. The record is from RefSeq and is a predicted model, not a curated record. The coding region runs from base 1 to 1263 and encodes 420 amino acids. The transcript has 8 exons.